CAUAUAAACCUGAAAUGAAUGUAAAAACAUCAGAAGAUGUGUAUAAUUUUGCGAAAGACUGUUUAAAAAUAAAAGAAGAAAUAGAGAAUAGCACGAAGCAAAUCCCCAAAAAGGAAAAAAAAAAAAACACAGAUCACCAAUGGGGGAACAAUUCAUCCAAGUACAAUUCUGAUUAUUCAAAGUUUGAAAACUGCCUUAAGGAAAUCGAGCAAAAUGACGAACUGGAGGAGGAGCAACACCAGCAGAAGAACAAGCAGCACUUCCUAAAUAGUAGGAACCCAUGUACCCAUGACCAUUCCAAGGAAAGACAACUAUAUGAGAAAGAAUCCAAAGAAAAAAUAAAAGCUUCCAACGCUUUUAAUGAAGAAGGGAAGAAAGCAUUUUACGAAAAAAAUUACAAACUCGCUUGCGUUUACUUUCGUAAGGGGCUUAUACAGUUGGAUUAUUCCUUCCCCGACUCAGAGAAAGAACAGGAUGAACAGAAUAGACUCGAAGUUAACUUACAUUUGAACCUGGCCAUAACGAAGUUUCACAUGGCCAACUAUCAUGAAUGCAUCAGUGAAUGCUCCACGGUUCUCAACCUAGACAAGAACAACGCCAAGGCGCACUACCGAAAGGGACAUGCCUACAUGAGCCUGGACAUGUAUAACGAAGCCAAGGAGGAAUUCUUAAAGGUCCUCGAAAUUAACCCCACAGACAAUGACGUGAAAAGGUCCCUACUAACUUUGAAGAACAAAAUGGUCAGUUAUACCAAGAGGGAGAAAUUAGUCUGCUCUAAGCUUUUUCCUUCCAGUGAAAAAGAAAACGAUAACGAAAAUGAAAACGGAAACUUGCCCAUGGGGAUAAAGGGACCCAACAAUACCUACGCAACGGGUCAACCAAAUCAUGAUGGUGACAACAUAGAACGUUCUGACGCAGGUAAAAGUAUACCUACAAUGAAUGCACAGAAUGAUCUUACGAAAGACGUUGAAAAGGAGAACGUCACUAAUAGCAACGUGACACUAAAUUGUGGGGUAAAAAACCCUUCCGGUUAUUCCCACAAAAGGAAGGAAUACUUCCCAACUUUUUCAUCAAAUGCAAAUGGGUCGAAUUUUUUUAAAAACUCUUCUCCAAUUUUCUUAUUAAACAACAUAUUUUUAUACCUCCUGGUUUGUUUUUUUGUUUUUUUCUUUUUACUAUUCCUUUUUAUGUUUAUCUUUACUUCGUCUAAAUUUUUUUCCACGUUUUUCUUCACCACUUUGUCAAUUGUAGCCUUCAUGUAUUACGUAUUUGUGUAUGUUCACAACACAGCAAAGAAU
This is a messenger RNA of Plasmodium coatneyi, 1298 nucleotides long. RefSeq lists its product as uncharacterized. Gene Ontology annotation, molecular function: protein binding. The transcript has 2 exons. NCBI's taxonomy places the organism in Eukaryota, Apicomplexa, Aconoidasida, Haemosporida, Plasmodiidae. The annotation marks the transcript as partial. The record is from RefSeq and is a predicted model, not a curated record.